AUGACUUCACCAGCUAGAUCCAAUCUACCGAGUUGGCAGAAACUCGUCAACAAGCGAAACGAACAACUUUCUUCCUCGCCCACACCAGUACAAAGAGACGAACCACUGCUGGAGCAUGAAGAGGUGUCACCCAAGGAACUGGAACUCCACAAAGAAUACUGCCCCUUGUUCAAGAGAAAAUCAGUUAUCGAAUACAAACCGGAUGAAGAUGACUUUGCUGCCCGAAUAUAUGGACUUCACGACAACCGAGAGGCAGAACGAAGGCACUCUUCCACUCGCAAUUUGGACUUGAACCUUAGCAGCUCGGAAGUUGCCAGCGUAUAUCACUUUGAUGAAUUGAUCCGCGAGUAA
Messenger RNA from Cylindrotheca closterium, 351 nucleotides. NCBI's taxonomy places the organism in Eukaryota, Bacillariophyta, Bacillariophyceae, Bacillariales, Bacillariaceae. The record is from the annotation of a GenBank genome assembly.